Messenger RNA from Oryctolagus cuniculus (rabbit), 1748 nucleotides. Lineage: Eukaryota; Metazoa; Chordata; Mammalia; Lagomorpha; Leporidae. The record is from RefSeq and is a predicted model, not a curated record.
CCUAGCAGAGACUGAGCUACAGGCAGUGCCUUCAAUCUAGGCUUUGGCAGUCUUAUCCUUGUUUGUGCAGUGAAGAACUUCCCAGUGUUGUCGGGCUGUGGAUCAGGUGUUUCACAUCAUCCCUGUUGUCCUGCUGUGACACACCAUCAGCAUGGCAGGAUCCCACAGCCCUGCCUCAGAUCCCGUGGCAGAACUGAAUGACCUCGAAUGCCAGCAAUUGAGAUCCCAGCUGGCAAAGAGCCAACAGGACUGCUGGGAGCUCCAGGAGAAGUUUCUCAUAGCUGAGGCUACAAACUUUGCCCUGGCCAAGGAGCUGAAAAAAUACAAUUGUGAGAAGUUUAAAAACAUCAUUGAGUCCAUACUGACCAAAAAGCUCCAUCUUGAGGAGCCGCUGGCAGAGAAGCCCACGGUCCCAGAGCUGCUCAGGCAUUGCCGUGGCAUCCUUGAAGAUCAGGACCAAGAACUUUCCCAGUUACGUCCAAAGGUCCAAAGGGGGAGAAAUCUAGACCACAUCCUGCAGCAGUACCUGAAGGACGUGCUCACCGUGCAUGACCCUGAGACCUGUACGGGGCAGGGCUUCCGACGACUGCUCACUGAGGCUGUCCGGCUGUCAGUGAGCCUUGAGGACCUGCUUGGAGCAGAAAAUAUUGAAGAGGAGGAAACACCAGCACAAGGACCUGUUGCUGACAGGGAGCUCUUGGAAGUGGAUGAAAUGGAAACCCCACAAAGUUCACAGCAGGAAACAUCUAUCACUGGUGCUGUUGACCACCUGCCGAGUGACUCCUGCCUGCCUGAGGGCACUGUGCAAAUGUCUCCUGAUGCUGAGGACACCCACGGUGUGCUAGGUGUAGAUGGGGAACAUGCUUGUUCACACAAGAAAGAAGAACCUGUCACCGUUCUCCCAGAAAAUCAAUAUCACGAAGUGGAGAUACAAGAGCAAGUUGUCACACACACUUCCAGCAGGGAGCUCCCAGAGGAGCAAGAGCAGGAAGACCCAGAUGACUCACUGGACGAGUGCUACCUCACUCCCUCGAUUUCUCCAGUCGUUUCUGAGCUUGACCAUUCCACGUGGAGCAGCUGGUGCUCCCUGGAGCAGCAGGACAUGCUCUCUGCUCCAGAUGCAAAUGAAAAGAAACAUGACAAUGAUGAAGUGCAAGAGGAAACACAAGCCCUGUCACACACCAGUCUCAUCAGGGAGAUUCCAGAGAUUGAAGAUCAAGAUGUCUCACAAGACUCUCACGGUACGCGUUUGACUCCUGCACUUGUUCCGGAAGCUUCUGACUGGCCCCAUUCUAGGAGCACCUGGUCCUCACUGGAGAAACAGCCUGUCUGCUCUGCUCUUGUUGUAGACAAACUGAGUUUUGUUGCUGCCCCUGAGAGGAAGACCCAUUCCCAGCUGGAGGGAGGUCCUCACAAAGAUCCCAUCACCAGCAAGUGUGAGAGUCAUAGCAUCAGCCCCAGUGAUGUCCCAAGUACCCCAAAAGAAAAUGUUAUCAAAGGAAAACGGAAGCCCAGGAAAUGCAAACUGGCCUGCAGGUUCCCUGGCCUGGAGAUGAAGGGCAAACCACAGCCCACAGAGAGGAAAAUCACGUGCCAAUUUCCUGGCCAGGAGAUGAAGGGAAAACCACAGACCAACAUGUGGGCACUGACCUUCAGAUUCCUGGGCCUUCACGCCUAGACAGAGAUCCCAAGUACAGUUGGAAGGACAGAACAGUAUUGCUGAUUGUAACAUCCCCACCUCUUCCAAA